AUGUAUCACCAUUCGUCAAAAAUCAAUCAAAAACUAAUGAAAAUGUCUUCUUAUUCGAGUUCUUUGGUGUGCAUUCUUGUCUUGUUUGCCCUAGCAAUAAGCAAAAUUCAUGCACAAUUGCCGCCACCACCUAUCCCCCAUUUAGAUUUUCAUGUGCACAUCAUCAAAGGCUACGCGAACGGGUGGAUAUCGGGCAGAUGCUAUUCCCCGAGCCAUACGAUUUCCAUGAACUUUACGCUAAUCCAUUUAGAUAGUCAGUUCCAGUUACAUGCACGGGCUUAUUUCCUUUGCUUUAUGCGCAAGGAUCAGAAUGAGCGCAAAACUUUUAAAGUGUUCGAUCAAGCCGUGGAGGGUACGAACAGACUGUGCGGACGAACCGGUAAUUGCUUCUGGAAACUCAAAGAGGAUGGCAUCUAUUUUGCUACUGAUAAUGUUACUUAUACUCGAGAGUUUGGUUGGAAUCGUUAA
Molecule: messenger RNA, 468 nt
Organism: Mercurialis annua (annual mercury)
Lineage: Eukaryota; Viridiplantae; Streptophyta; Magnoliopsida; Malpighiales; Euphorbiaceae
Exons: 1
Coding region: 1-468 (155 amino acids)
Source: RefSeq, a predicted model, not a curated record